AUGACCGUUAAACAGGUGAUUCGUUUCUCUCAGGAAAAUAAUUUGCCUCCGAAGGCAAUUUUGCUAAUUGACAACUGCUCUGCUCAUGCACCAAUUGAGAAACUUCAAAGCGACGAUGGAAAUAUAAUUGCAUUUUUCUUUCCACCAAAUGUAACAGCAACUUUACAACCAAUGGAUCAGAAUCCUAUUAAGGGGUUAAAGAGUAAUAAAAAGUCCUGGUCAAAGUUGAACAACUGGGACUCUGAUCAGUAUGAAAGUGAUGACGAUAAUGUGCCACUAGCACAGCUACUGCAAAGAGAUCAAGACUGCAAUGGAGCCCUUCAGGCAGCUCAAGCACUUUUAACAGAAAUAGAGCCAACUAAUAACAUUAGCAUACCAGAAAUUGAAAUAUGGAUCAAUGAUGUGCUUGAUGACGACCCUGCACAUGAUCUCAAUAGCGAUGAUGAGUCUUCAGGUAGCAGCGAAUUUGAUGACCGGGAGGUCUUACCAGUUGUAUCUACUUCUACAGCCAUUGAAAGCGUCAAUAAUUUAAUAAAAUGGUGUACUUAUAGUGAAUCGUUUUCCGCAAAGCACACAAGCAAUCUGCUAGCUCUUCGCAAUGAGAUUGUUAUUGCAGAACCAAAUAAAAGGAAGAAGCAAACAGCAAUAAUAGACUACAUGCCUGCAAAUUAG
Anastrepha ludens (Mexican fruit fly) is the source of this 672-nucleotide messenger RNA. Its product is annotated as jerky protein homolog-like. Gene Ontology annotation, molecular function: nucleic acid binding. The coding region runs from base 1 to 672 and encodes 223 amino acids. NCBI's taxonomy places the organism in Eukaryota, Metazoa, Arthropoda, Insecta, Diptera, Tephritidae. The record is from RefSeq and is a predicted model, not a curated record. The transcript is spliced from 3 exons.